Molecule: messenger RNA, 2504 nt
Organism: Syngnathus acus (greater pipefish)
Lineage: Eukaryota; Metazoa; Chordata; Actinopteri; Syngnathiformes; Syngnathidae
Product: histone deacetylase complex subunit SAP30L
Exons: 4
Coding region: 458-1006 (182 amino acids)
Biological process (GO): regulation of DNA-templated transcription
Cellular component (GO): histone deacetylase complex
Molecular function (GO): transcription coregulator activity; protein binding
Source: RefSeq, a predicted model, not a curated record
CGAGGGAGUGAGGGAAACUUCCGUUCCCCCCACUCCAGCACGUCCAUGGUAAAAGCAGGCGAUUGUCACGAUUGAAACGGCAAUUUGUUUGCAAAAAACUUGUCGCGCUCGUUGGCUUUGAGUUGACGCCAACCCGGAGUAGGUCGUGAUUGCUGUCAUCGGCGAAACGUGGGCGCUCAACGGAAGGAAGAUCCAUUCCACCUUGUGCUAACUAGCCGGAGCUAGUACACGUACGUUAGCCGGCCGCGGUCGGGCUGCUCGAAUGGCGACAGACAGCAGCAGCAGCAGCAGCAGCAGCAUGUUUUCGGCUCGCUUCGGAGGAUUUCGGCGCUAAAAAGUCCUCAUUGGGGGAAAUCAGCCCGAUCCCGACCAGCUCAUCCCCUCACCGGACUUGCGCUUUCGAAAGGGAUUUAGUGGUGUGUGAAAUUGUUUGCUUGAGGAAGUGGUUCCCUCCAGGAUGAAUGGCUUCAGUACCGAGGAGGACAGCCACGACGGGCCGCCCGCGCCGCCCCUUUACGGCCAGAGCUGCUGCUUGAUCGAGGACGGCGAGCGCUGCGGCCGCUCCGCCGGCAACGCCUCCUUCAGCAAGCGGAUCCAGAAGAGCAUUUCGCAGAAGAAACUCAAGCUGGACAUCGACAAGAGCGUGCGCCACUUGUACAUCUGCGACUUCCACAAGAAUUUCAUCCAGAGCGUGCGCAACAAGAGGAAGAGGAAGACGAGCGACGACGGCGGCGAGUCCCCGGACCAUGACGUGGAGGUGCCAGAGGUGGACCUGUUCCAGCUGCAGGUGAACACGCUGCGGCGCUACAAGCGACACUACAAGCUGCAGACCAGGCCCGGCCUCAACAAGGCCCAGCUAGCCGAGACGGUGAGCCGUCACUUCAGGAACAUUCCGGUGAACGAGAAGGAAACGCUGACCUACUUUAUUUACAUGGUGAAGAGCAGCAAGAGCCGCUUGGACCAGAAGGGCGACGGCGGCGUCGGCGGCAGCAAAGCGCUCGACUAAAAAAAAAAAAAAAAAAAAAAACGACGAGACGAGGACAAACGGCCAAAAACUGGACCCUCUCGCCAAAAAGCACAUCCCGGGAGGACAGUCGCAACCAUCCGCCGACCGUCGUUUGCUUGGCCCAAACCUUUGCGACUCAAGCACCGGCCGGGACUGACUCGCGUUGACUUUGCCUACCGUGUGCCGCCAAAAGGCUCACCGACAGAAUGACGACCCCUUUGACCUCGUCGGGAAAGUCAACAUAACGUACUUCCAAAAAUCCUUUUGUUUUGAACUUAAGGACCAGGACCAGACUGCUGACAUUUUGCAUGUCGUCUUUUCCCCACCAAGAUGCGCACUGCGUAAAGAAAUUGUUCACGCUGAAUGCUAGCACUGGCACGGUAGAUAAAAGCUCUUGGCCCAGUCUUUAACCCUCCUGUUAUUUUGCAGGUAGUAAGUAUUACAUGCCGUGGCUUAAUGUAUGUCAACAACUCCAUUGGAAUGGUGAGUCAUGAAACUAGCUUAAAAAAAAAUCCUCAUUGGGAUUUGUUUUUUCAACAACUUCCAAAUAAUGGGUCAAAUUGACCUAGGAACAAUUUUGGUUCCUUAGAAACAAAUAGGAAUGUUACAUAAAAACCUUCACCCAAAAGCUUAGUGUUGAUUGUUAUAUGUGAAAAGCUAAAAAAAAAAAAAAAACAUGUAACUGUGCGGGUCAAAUUGACCCGUUUACAAAAAUUUUAAGCGUAGUGGUUACAAUACAUGAUUUGUUUUUUUGCUAUAUCCCACUGCUGACACUUUUUGGUGAAUGGGUCAUAUUGACCCACUGUCAAACUUUCUGGCCUUUUUAACGUAAAUUUGCAUAAGUACAUGUUUUGGGGAAUUUGUUUACUCGUUCUGACAGUUAUUGGAUAACGUGUCAAACUGACCCAACUGAUCACUAUUAAUGUAACAGGAGCUUAAAAAAAAUCUCUGAAUUUUAGCGCCAUGAAAAGCUCCAUAACCCGCAAUGUCAACAGAGGGCGCUAAAAGUCACAGUUGAAUUUUUGUAUAUGAAUUCCCAACAAAAUUCGGGGCAACGGUCAAAUGGACCCAGAGAACAUGAUUAGUUUUCCGAAGAAAGCAGCAUAAACAGGAGGGUUAAAUGCACCCGUGAUGAGUGUUUAUCGUCGGAGAGCGAUGCGAUGCGCUUGUUUGUAAUCCUAGAUAGCUGAAGGCUAGCUUUUCUUUGGCUGUAGUUCUUAAACAACAAAACUUGAGCAGGCCUUUCGCUUUAGUCGAACUACAACACCAAGAAAGUGUUUGUACACACUUUUAUUUGGGAUUAUUUUGUUGUUUAUCUAACCCACAUUUUCAGUUUUGCUGUUAAGUUUUCAUUGGCAUCACAUAGCUGAUGACUUCUGUCUUUCUUCACACAUAAGCUGCAUUAACCGUGGUCAUAUUAGAAACCCCACUUGUAUUUAAAUAUGACUGCUUAUCGCUCCUCCUAAUGAAACAAAUAAAUGUACAGGCUUAUACGUGA